Molecule: messenger RNA, 291 nt
Organism: Spirodela intermedia
Lineage: Eukaryota; Viridiplantae; Streptophyta; Magnoliopsida; Alismatales; Araceae
Source: the annotation of a GenBank genome assembly
AUGUCGAUACACUCGACGUGGAAGACGUGGCGGCAAGUGGGUAAAAGCCUGGUCAGCUCCCCCUCCUCUAGCGCCGCCAGGCAAACCGCGCAGUCGACGGUGGACGCAGCGCCACCGCCGUCAGCCCUCAUGUACUUGAAGGUGGGCAGCGCGCUCAAGACAGAUGGAUCGAGCCCGGCCUUGGGGAACUCUACGGAGACGGUAUCAAGGGCGCCCAUGGUGCCGGCGACGGAGAAACGGGGGUUGACCUGGCGGCCGGCUUGGUGCCGGCGAAGGAAGAGGCGAAUGUAA